AUGCCUGGAAUCUCAGGACCACCUGGAUCUCCUGGUUUAAAAGGAGAGAGGGGCGAAAGAGGACCACCUGGACCUAUCAGCGUUACUAUGGCUGGAUCUGAUAUUGUCACUAUCAAGGGUGACAAAGGUGACGCUGGAUUACGAGGAAGAAGAGGAAGGCCCGGUCCGAGUGGUCCUAAGGGUACUGCUGGAACACCUGGGCCACCUGGACCACCUGGAAGACCUGGAGAUAAGGGAGAUAUUGGGCUACCAGGAUGGAUUGGACGUCCAGGAACAUUAGGACCACCUGGUCAACCGGGGCCAGUUGGACCCAAAGGUGAAAAAGGAGACCCAGGAGUAAACAUACUAGAUGUAUCAAUGUUCAAAGGUGAAAAGGGCGACCGUGGCUUCGAUGGACUGCCAGGUCUACCAGGCGUGCCCGGUCCAGCAGGACCUCCCGGACCAUCUGGAUCCCUAUCCGAAGCUAUCCAGUACUUGCCAGGACCACCUGGACCACCAGGACCCCCCGGACCUCCUGGCCCACCAGGAGUUUCCAUCGUUGGACCUAAAGGAGAACCUGGAUUCACACACUAUGAAGAACAUCCUGUGCACGGCAAUACUAAGUUUUAUGGAAGACCAAUGUCGAAAAGUCCCCUCGAUGAGCUUAAGGCUCUUAAGGAACUGAAAGACUUGACGAAUAGAGACAGGGACAGGGAUAGACAUGGACCAGUUCAAUCGCACCCAGCAGUCCAUCACACGGAAGAACCCAACAAGUCAGUUCCUGGCGCAGCAGUGUUCCAAACUACGGAGGAAAUGUUGAAGCUCGCGUCAUCGAGUGCUGUCGGUGCUCUGGCUUACGUUGUCGAAGAGCAAGCUUUGUUUGUCAAAGUUAAUUCCGGCUGGCAGUACGUACUGCUCGGGUCAUUAGUAACCCAGUCUGCGCCAACGCACCCGACGCCUGCACCUGCCCCACCUCCACCAAUGCCAGCCGCCAGUUUAGUACACAAGCCCUCAUUAUCUAAUCUCGUUGAAAGUUCGCCUGUACCUGGACCCAGUCUUCACUUAGCGGCAUUAAAUGAGCCGUUGCCAGGCAACAUGCAUGGUAUUCGUCGUGCUGACUACGCGUGCUACCGACAAGGAAGACGUGCUGGAUUCAGAGGCACAUUCAGAGCUUUAUUGACUAGCAAGAUCCAAAACUUGAACUCAAUAGUUCGUUACUCAGAUCGUCACCUACCAGUUGUGAACACUCAAGGAGAAAUUCUAUUCAAGUCAUUUUCGGAUAUGUUCGAUGGCAAUGGAGCGCUAGCAGCUGGAGCCAGAAUAUACAGCUUCAAUGGAAGAAACGUUCUUACUGACUCGCAUUGGCCACAGAAAGUAAUCUGGCAUGGAUCACGCGCUAAUGGUGAACGCGCUUUGGACAGUUACUGUCAAGAGUGGCAGAACGGGGAUCCUACAAGUCGAGGCCUUGGGUCCGCACUACAAUCCCACAAACUACUGGCACAGGAGAGAUAUCCUUGCAGUAGUCACUUUAUUGUGCUGUGCGUAGAAGUAGCUUCAGAAAUAAACUCGCGAAGAAAAAGAGAAACAAUAAGAUACAAUACAACGGGCAUACUUGAUGAGGACGACUACCUUUACAACGCGGAGGAAUACCAACAACUACUGAACGAAAUAUUUGCUCAACCAUUGAGAGAAAAUUAA
Molecule: messenger RNA, 1677 nt
Organism: Spodoptera littoralis (African cotton leafworm)
Lineage: Eukaryota; Metazoa; Arthropoda; Insecta; Lepidoptera; Noctuidae
Source: the annotation of a GenBank genome assembly